Medicago truncatula (barrel medic) is the source of this 751-nucleotide messenger RNA. Its product is annotated as miraculin. The transcript has a single exon. Gene Ontology annotation, molecular function: endopeptidase inhibitor activity. The coding region runs from base 47 to 661 and encodes 204 amino acids. Lineage: Eukaryota; Viridiplantae; Streptophyta; Magnoliopsida; Fabales; Fabaceae. The record is from RefSeq and is a predicted model, not a curated record.
AAGUAACCAAAACACAAUUUUACUCAAACCAUACAAAUAAAACAAAAUGAAGAGCACAUUCCUAGCUUUUCUACUUCUUAUUGCCUUAACUUCACAACCUUUACUUAGUUCAUCACUGGAACAUGUUGUUGACAUAACAGGCAAGAACCUUCGAGCUAAUGCCUAUUACAAUGUUCUUUUAUCCAUGCCCUACACCAAUAGUAGAAGUCCUGAAGGCCUAGGUCUCUCUAACAAUAUUGGUCAACCAUGCCCUCUUGAUGUCAUUGUUGUGAGUAGAUACCAAAGUCUUCCAAUCAGGUUUACACCUCUUAACCUAAAAAAAGGUGUUAUCCGUGUCUCUUCCGACCUAAACAUCAUGUUUCGUUCGAAUUCAAGUUGUCCUUAUCAUACUACGGUGUGGAAGCUUGAUCGAUUUGAUGCUUCUAAGGGAAAAUCGUUUGUUACAACGGAUGGUUUUAUUGGCAACCCGGGUCCACAAAGCAUCAGUAAUUGGUUCAAGAUUGAGAAAUAUGUCGAGGGCUAUAAACUUGUCUAUUGUCCUAUUGUUUGUCCCUCUUGUAAACAUGAGUGCAAAAAUGUUGGGUUGUUUGAGGAUGAAAAUGGGAAUAAACGUUUAGCUCUUAGUGAUGUUCCCUACCAGGUUAAAUUCGUAAAGGUUUAGUCAAAUUAAGCUUGUCUUUAAUCAUGCACACAAGGAAAAAACUAUGAAUAAGUGUAUUUCCUUAAUUUAUGAGGAUUCUCAAGAUAAACU